AUGAAGCAAAAACUUAGUUCUAAUGCUGCUGCUGAAACUAAGAGAGUGCAUAAGCGUAAACUUAGUUCUACUGCUGCUGCUGCUGAGACUAAGAGAGUUGUUGGGAACGUCCAAAUGGGUAAUGGUCUUAAUAAGCGUGGAAGAUUAGAAAUUUCAUCCAGCAAAAGUGUUUCUCCUGAGAAGAGGACUACAAUUGUGGAGGCUUCUAAUAAACAUGAUAUGGAUUUUCAGUCAAACAACGCCCAGAAGUCACUACAAGAAAACAGGGAUUUCCCUACUGAAUUUAGUGACUACAGCUGUAGUCGCUAAAUAUACUAACCGAAUACCUACUAUUUAGCUACUGAUUUGCGACCAAUACAAAUCCGUUACUAGUUGGUCGCUAAUUUACGACUACUAAAUUUAGUCCUUAUUCAGUCGUUACUUUACGACUAUUUAGCUACUUAUACUAGGUCGCUAUAUUUUUGUCGGCCAUCAGUCGCAAAAUACCGUUACAAAACACGUGGAAAUCGUUACUGAGUUUAGUAUACCGGUUUUUGACGACUGAUUGUAGUUGUCGCCAAAUCAGUAGCAAAAGAGUGGCAAAAUAGUAGCAAAACAGUCGGUAAAUAUUCUAUAUAUAGAUGAAAACUGACACAUUUCUUAUCUCAUCACCCGUGUAAUAAGAAUCAUAUCCUUAAAAAAAUUCGAGAAAAAAAAAUCGUGAACAACAAUGACGAGCAAUUAUAACAAGUAUAUAAAUUUUCGUGCUUGGAUGUACAAGAGGAUUGAUGAAGAAACGGGGAAUUUCUCGAGAGAGUUUGUCGCGGGGGUAGAAGAAUUCAUGACGUUUGCAAAUAGUCAGGAAUUAACGCAGAGCAAUGGUGGUAAGUUCUUUUGCCCUUGUAGUAUUUGCAGAAACGAAAAAUUUCUCUCGGGGCAAAAAAUCUUGAAACAUAUAUAUAGUAGAGGAUUUAUGGAAGAUUAUUAUGUUUGGUACAACCAUGGAGAAGAAAUCGACAUGGGAUUAGGAACGAGUUAUGUUGAUCCGACGCAUUUAAGUGGUAGUGAAGAAGUUGGUAAUUUAGUAGAAGAUAGAUAUGUGGAAAUGGUGAAUGAUGCAUUUCGUGAUAAUUUGAAUUAUGAUAAUUAUCAACAGGAUGAUAGUUAUCAAAAUGUUGUAGAUCCGGUUUCGAACCAUUCAAAAAAAUUCUACGAUUUGUUAGAAGGAGCAAAAAAUCCUUUGUAUGAUGGUUGUCACGAAGGUCACUCGCAGUUAUCCUUAGCUGCUCGAGUUUUGCAAAAUAAGACAGAUUAUAAUAUGAGUGAAAAAUGUGUGGAUUCGGUAUGCCAAAUGUUAUCAGACUAUUUACCACCUGGAAACCAAUCAACCGCUUCCCAUUACGAGACAGAAAGGUUGAUGCGCAAUUUAGGCCUCCCCUACCACACAAUUGAUGUCUGUGUUAACAAUUGUAUGAUCUUCUGGAAAGAAGAUGAAAGAUGGGAUAAAUGUCGAUUUUGUGAUGCACCAAGAUGGAAGCCUAGAAAUGAACGGCGUAGGACAAAAGUACCAUAUAGUCGUAUGUGGUAUCUACCUAUUGCUGACAGAUUGAAGAGAAUGUACCAGAGCAAGAAGACUGCAUCAGCAAUGAGAUGGCAUGCAGAGCACCAAGCAAAGGAGGGUGAAAUGUGUCAUCCGUCAGAUGCGGCGGAGUGGAAAUACUUUCAAAAUCAACAUCCCCGUUUUGCAGAAGAACCUCGUAAUGUUUAUUUUGGCUUAUGUACGGAUGGCUUCAAUCCAUUUGGAAUGUCUAAUAAUCAUUCGUUGUGGCCAGUGAUCUUGACUCCAUAUAAUCUACCCCCUGGUAUGUGCAUGAAGACAGAGUACUUGUUUCUCACAAUUUUGAAUUCUGGACCGAAUCACCCGCGAGCUAGUCUAGAUAUUUUCCUCAAACCUUUGAUUGAGGAGUUAAAAGAGUUAUGGUCUACUGGAGUUGAAGCAUAUGAUGUCUCCUUGAAUCAAAAUUUCAAUCUUAGAGCAGUGCUUCUGUGGACGAUAAGCGACUUUCCGGCAUAUGGCAUGCUAUCAGGAUGGACGACCCAUGGGAAGUUGUCUUGUCCAAUUUGCAUGGAAGAUUGUAAGGCUUUUUAUCUUACUAAUGGAAGGAAGACCUGUUGGUUUGAUUGUCAUCGAAGAUUUCUUCCUGAUAACCAUCCACUGAGGAAGAAUAAAAAGGACUUCUUGAAAGGAAAACAAGCUUUGAAUGAUUUUCCACCUGAAUCUUUGACAGGUGAACAAGUUUAUUCGGAGCAGUUAAAUGGUGUCAAUCCACCAAAAACAUCUAAGUGCGGUGGAAAUGGUCAUGACAAGAAGAAACCUGGAUAUGGGAAACACCAUAAUUGGCACAAGGAAAGCAUAUUCUGGGAGCUGCCGUACUGGAGGGACCUCAAUCUUCGACAUAAUCUUGAUGUGAUGCAUAUUGAGAAGAAUUUUUUUGACAACAUCAUGAAUACUCUUAUGAAUGUGAAGGGUAAGUCGAAAGACACAAUCAAGUCAAGAUUGGAUAUAGCACUUUUCUGUGAUAGAGAACAUUUACAUGUUGAUAGCAAUGGGCAAGCUCCUUUCCCUCCCUACACAUUGGACAAGAACGCAAGAACAAGCUUAUUGGAAUGUGUGAAACAUUCGGUUAAAUUCCCAGAUGGUUAUGCUUCAGACCUAGCUAGGUGUGUUGAUCUUGAGAAUGGCAAGUUUUCAGGCAUGAAGAGUCAUGACUGCCAUGUUUUUCUGGAGAGGCUACUUCCAUUUAUAUUUGCAGAACUCCUAGACCAAAACGUCCAUCUUGCGUUAUCAGGUAGUAAUUUUUUUGUUUUUUGAAAUUUGAUAUAUAUAUAUAUAUAUAUAUAUAUAUAUAUGUUGAUAAUUAGUGUUGUACUCACAAUGUGAAAUUUGAAUAUAUAUUGUAGGUGUUGGUAUAUUUUUCCGUGACCUUUGCUCGAGGACAUUACAAAAAAGCCGGGUCCAAAAACUUAAACAAAACAUAGUUUCGAUAAUCUGCAAUUUGGAAAAGAUCUUUCCACCAUCAUUUUUUGAUGUGAUGCAGCACUUGCCUAUACAUCUCCCAUACGAAGCUGAACUAGGAGGCCCCGUGCAAUAUAGGUGGAUGUAUCUUUUUGAAAGAAAUUUCAAAAAGUUGAAAGCAAAUGCAAAGAACAAAAGAUAUGCGGCAGGAUCGAUAGUUGAAGCAUAUAUCAACCAGGAGAUAGCUUUUUUCUCGGAGCACUACUUUGCUGACAAUAUACAAACGAAAUCAAGGUUCACGAGAUUUGAUGAAGGUGAAGUCCCCGUAUAUCAUGUCGGAGGAGUACCUGAUAUAUUUACUCACGUAGGUCGUCCAAGUGGAGAAAUGCAAGAAAUAUGGCUAUCCGAAAAAGAUUAUCAAUGCGCACAUUCAUAUGUUUUGCGAAAUUGUGAAUAUUUUCAGCCAUUUGAGAGGUAUAUAAUUUGACAAUUGUUAACCUUAUGUUUUUUUUAUAUAUCCUACUUUGAUUUCUCAUAUUUGUGUUGGUCUAAUAUAGGAUGUUCGAAGAUUAUAUCAGUGCAAAAUAUCCAGACAUUUCCGAAGAAGAACUCUCCACGAAGAGAGCAGAUGAAUAUCAUAUAUGGGUGAAAGAUUAUGUAUGUCUUAGUAAUUAUACAUGUAUUAAGUGUUUUUUUUUCUUUAUAAUAUAUGAAAUUUAUUGAUACAGGUUAGCUACUGGAGCAACACACAUCCUUUUCCUCUUUGGGUUAAAGAUAUGGCGAAUGGACCCAUGAAUAAAGCUAAAGCAUGGCCUAUCUAUUUCACAAGAGGUUUUUUGUUUCAUACGCAGAAGCAUGGUGACGGACGAAAGACUUGUAACUAUGGAGUAUGUGUUAAAGGAGAGAGUUAUACAAAUAUAACUGAUGAAGCACAUUACUACGGGAUCUUAACUGAUAUCAUAGAAAUAAAGUAUGAGGGGGCGGUCGAUUUGAGAAUCACACUUUUUAAGUGUAAGUGGUAUGACCCUGUUCUUGGUAGAGGCACUCGGCGGAGCAAUGGUGGUAUCGUUGAUGUUCUUUCAUCGAGGAAAUACUACAAAUAUGACCCAUUUAUUCUAGGUACAUA
This is a messenger RNA of Brassica napus (rape), 4121 nucleotides long. RefSeq lists its product as uncharacterized. The coding region runs from base 710 to 2851 and encodes 713 amino acids. The record is from RefSeq and is a predicted model, not a curated record. The transcript has 2 exons. NCBI's taxonomy places the organism in Eukaryota, Viridiplantae, Streptophyta, Magnoliopsida, Brassicales, Brassicaceae.